Molecule: messenger RNA, 486 nt
Organism: Acanthocheilonema viteae
Lineage: Eukaryota; Metazoa; Nematoda; Chromadorea; Rhabditida; Onchocercidae
Source: the annotation of a GenBank genome assembly
AUGAAACGUUACGCCGAUCAGAUCAGUUUUCAUCAUCCAUUCAUUCAUUCAUCAUUCGUUUUUACUGCGGCUGCUACAAUUACAACUGCUGUUGCUACUGCUGCUAUUACUGCUUCAAUAUCUGCCGCAGUUGUGUGCGUUUUAGUUGUUGCGAAGAUUGUCGCCCACCUGUUGUCCAUAUUGCAUUUCGGACUACAUCAGUCUGAUCCAUUCCAACAAUAUCGGCCGAUCGUCGCUGUCCUUUUUGCCUGUCCUUAUCUGUACGAAAUUUCUGAUAACAUAUGCGACCCGUGGCUCGGAUCAUUUCCAGUACCGGGGACCGAUCCGGAAUCGGUAUCACAACGUUUAGAUCGAUUUAUUCCUCGAAAAUCUGCUAUUGCUGUUCAACUAUCAGUUUCGGUAUCUGGUGUAAAAGUUUGUGCUAUUGAUGAUGAGGUGAGACAUUCUAAUUUUCAACAAUUACAAAUUUUAAUGGAAAUAUGUUAA